Molecule: messenger RNA, 4020 nt
Organism: Columba livia (rock pigeon)
Lineage: Eukaryota; Metazoa; Chordata; Aves; Columbiformes; Columbidae
Gene: LNPEP
Product: leucyl and cystinyl aminopeptidase
Exons: 18
Coding region: 351-3425 (1024 amino acids)
Biological process (GO): signal transduction; peptide catabolic process; proteolysis
Cellular component (GO): plasma membrane; cytoplasm
Molecular function (GO): zinc ion binding; metalloaminopeptidase activity; peptide binding
Source: RefSeq, a predicted model, not a curated record
CGGCUGUGUGAGAAGUAGGCGGUGCAGCGUGACCCGCAGGGGGAGGGGAGAGCGGGCGCCGAGGCCCGGGCGAGUGAUGGCUGGUGAGGGUUCGCGCUUCUGGGACCGGUGCUGAGCGGGGAACCGCGGGCUGAGCCGCUUGUGUCCCCGGCCGCGGAAGGAGCGGCACAGGGUCGGUCGGCACUGGCUGAGGCGUGUGGGGCCUCAGCGGCUCGGGGGAGCCCGAGGCAGCGCCUGUCCUGGGAGCCUGCGGCAGCAAGAGGAAGAGUCGUGGCUGCGUCUCCGCGUCGUCUUCUCGCUCUUCGCCAGGGCUUCGCUUUCGCGGGCUGAGGGCGGACUCCUGGAGGAAAAUGGAGCCGUUUCCUAGCGAUCUAAUUCAGUUACCCAGGAAUAUGAUUGAAAAUAGUAUGUUUGAAGAGGAGCCUGAUGUGGUUGACUUGGCGAAAGAAUCUUGUUUGCAUCCCCUGGAGCCUGAUGAAGUGGAAUAUGAACCAAGGAGCUCCCGGCUCUUGGUUCGUGGUCUUGGAGAGCAUGAAAUGGAGGAUGAUGAAGAGGAUUAUGAGUCAUCAGCAAAAUUGUUGGGAAUGUCCUUCAUGAACAGAAGCUCGAGUCUCCGGAAUAACAUGUCUGGCUAUACACAAAAUCCAAAUGGAUUAUGUUCUGCACCCUCUACGAGGACCGUGGUGGUUUGCACAGUUGUUCUUGUGAUUGCAGUUUCGUUAAUAAUGUUGAUUUAUCUUCUUCCCAAAUGUACCUUUACCAAAGAAGGCUGCCAUAAAAAUCAUCAUUCGAUGGAACUAAUAUACCCUUUGGCAACCAAUGGAAAAGUGUUUCCAUGGGCAAAAAUUAGACUUCCUCCUGAUGUUGUACCGCUGCAUUAUGAUCUCAUCUUGCAGCCAAACCUUACUACUCUGAAAUUUGCAGGCUCUGUAAAGAUAGUGGUUAACAUUACCAAGGAAACUCGGAAGAUUGUACUUCACAGCUCAGGACUUAAUAUCACCAAGGCAACCAUUACUUCAGCAGGAGGGCAUGAAGCAAAGCCAGUUGAAUUCCUGGAGUAUCCAUUGCAUGACCAGAUUGCAGUCAUGGCUCCUGAGGCUCUCCUUGUAGGACAGAAUUAUACCAUCAACAUAGAAUAUUCAUCUAAUUUAUCAGAUAGCUAUUAUGGCUUUUACAAAAUUUCUUACAAGGAUGAGAAUUCUAAGCAAAGGUGGUUUGCAGCAACUCAGUUUGAACCUCUGGGAGCAAGGUCUGCUUUUCCAUGCUUUGAUGAACCAGCAUUUAAAGCUACUUUUUUAAUCAAGAUCAAAAGAGAUGAGACACUUUCUGCUCUGUCAAAUAUGCCAAAGAAGGCCACCACUCCUGUGACAAAUGGAAUUGUUCAAGACGAGUUUUUUGUGAGUUUGAAGAUGAGCACUUACCUAGUAGCCUUUGUUGUUGCAGACUUGAAAAACAUCAGUAUGAAAACUAAUGGGAGUCUGGUAUCUGUCUGUGCCAUACCACAGCAUCUAAACCAAGUUGGGUAUGCCUUAAACACAGCAGUGAAACUUCUGGAAUUUUAUGAAAAGUACUUUUUAAUAAACUACCCUCUUGAAAAACUAGAUCUGGUAGCAAUUCCUGAUUUUCAGUCUGGUGCAAUGGAAAACUGGGGCUUGAUCACCUUCCGAGAAACAGCACUCUUGUUUGACAGUAAUACUUCUUCAGCAAGGGAUAAGAAGUUAAUAACUGCAGUGAUAGCACAUGAGCUUGCGCAUCAGUGGUUUGGUAACCUAGUGACUAUGGAAUGGUGGAACGAUCUUUGGCUGAACGAAGGAUUUGCCACUUUCAUUGAGUACUUUGCCAUGGAGGAGAUUUUUCCAGAACUACAUUCAGAUGAAGAUUUCCUUAAUUUAAUUUUUAAGGCUAUGAUGAAGGAUUCCUUGAACUCCUCACACCCAGUCUCUUCUGCUGUUCAGUCUUCAGAGCAAAUUGAAGAAAUGUUUGAUGCACUUUCUUAUAUCAAGGGGGCUUCACUUCUUUUGAUGCUGAAGCACUAUCUCACUAAGGAUGUUUUCCAAGCUGGUAUUGAGGUAUAUUUGCAUAAUCACAACUAUGGUUCUGCCCAGAGUGAUGACUUGUGGGACAGCAUGAAUGAGAUUACCAAUGGAACACUAGAUGUAAAAAAGUUGAUGAAAACUUGGAUUCUGCAUAAAGGAUUUCCUUUAGUUACUGUUGUCCGAAAUGGAAAGAAUAUUUCUGUGCAACAAGAACAAUUUUUAUAUCACAUGGAAACAGAAAAUUGGACAUCAGAUACAAGUUAUCUGUGGCAUAUUCCUCUCACCUACAUAACCAGUAGCUGCAACUUUAUCCAUUGCACUAAUGCAUAUUUACUGGACCGAAAGUCAGCUGUCAUUGAACUUCCAGAAGAGGUGGAAUGGAUAAAAUUCAAUGUGGACAUGAGUGGCUAUUACAUUGUACACUAUGCUACGGACUGGAAGAUGCUGAUUGAUCUGUUGAAAAAAAACCACACUGCUUUGAGUCCUAAAGACAGAGCUAAUUUGAUCAACAAUAUAUUCAGCCUUGCAGGUCUAGGAAAAGAGUCGCUGGAAAAGGCCUUUGAGUUGAUUGAAUACCUUAACAAAGAGAACAGCACUGCGCCACUCACUCAAGUUUUGUUUCAGCUGAGUCUUAUAUACAGCCUUUUAGAAAAAAAGGGUGAACAACAUCUGGCAGCACGAGUCAUGCACAGAAUAGAGCACCUGCUUGGAGAUAAAAUUGAUCAACAACGUUGGACAGAUGAUGGAACCCUGUCUGAACGAGAGCUCCGUUCAACGCUGCUAGAUUUUGCCUGCACCCAUGAUUUGAGAAACUGUAGAACAACUGCCACUGAGAUGUUUGAGAAGUGGAUGAAGUCUAAUGGAACACUGAGUCUGCCUAGUGAUGUUAUGAAAGCCAUAUUUACAGCUGGAGCCAAAUCUAGUGAUGGCUGGGAAUUCCUCCUAAAGAUGUACUCCUCUUCAGUUUCUGAAGCAGAGAAAAGCAAAAUCAUUGAAGCUUUAGCCAACACGGAAGAUGUCAGAAGGCUGAUCUGGUUAAUGCAGAACAGCCUUGAAGGAGAAAUCAUCAAGACACAGGAGCUUUCACAUAUCAUAGCAACUGUUAGCCAGAGUUUGCCUGGAUAUUUGCUGGCCUGGGACUUUGUCAAAGAGAACUGGGAAAAGCUUACACGAAAGUUUCACCUAGGCUCAUAUACUAUCCAGAAUAUUAUUAGUUUGUCAACUUCUCAGUUUGCAACAAAGGCACAUCUACUUGAGGUGAAGUCAUUUUUUAAGUCGAAAUCAGAGGAAAGUGCUCAACUGCGCUGUGUAAGAGAGGCAAUUGACACAAUUCAGCUCAAUAUUCAUUGGAUGGAAAGGAACUUAGCAAAGCUACAAGAACUGCUGUAGUGUGCUGUGGUGUGUCAGCCAUUUAGGAGCUCUGUGGACUGUUGCUGUGUUUCUUUUGCAAAAGCCAGGGUGGUACCAGGCAUAACUACAACAUUGCACUAUUAAGGAGUUUACAUAGCUCAGGACAUGUCUCAGAUAAUUUUUUAUUUUCCUUGGAGCAUUUAUGAGCAAGAUGUAAGUAUUCUGAAACUGUUUUCAUCUAUAGACUGAACAUCUAAAGAAAUUAUUAAAUAUAAUUUUGUAAAUGAAACAUAUGCCCUUUCAUUUGGAGUUGUGUUAUAGUUUCUUAGUGGUGGGUUAAUAUUGACAGGGUCAGAAAGAAGGAGUAAGUUGGCAUGAACUGAUACUUCUUUGCAGAUUGCUCAUUGAGCAGUAGAAUUUUUGAUGCAAAACUCUAGGUGGUUUCCACAUUUUUAGAUACAGAAGCUGUUGUAAAACGAAAUCAUAUUUCAGAUAUAUAAGUAGUAGUAGAUCUUACAAAGUAUAACAGUUAGAGGUGAAAUAAAUAAGAUUCCAUUUUUACUUAAGUUGGGAUUUUAUUUUCACAGUAUUCUUCAGGAAUUGCACCAAAAAAAAAAAAAAAAAAAAAAAAGAA